Molecule: messenger RNA, 4656 nt
Organism: Ornithodoros turicata
Lineage: Eukaryota; Metazoa; Arthropoda; Arachnida; Ixodida; Argasidae
Product: mucin-2-like
Exons: 5
Coding region: 37-3297 (1086 amino acids)
Source: RefSeq, a predicted model, not a curated record
UGAGGACGAGAACCGCCGACACUGGAUAGGAGAAGAAUGGUUUCUGAUGGAAAUAUCGGCGGCUCCCGUCUUGAGGCUGUUCCCUCAACAUUUUCUUACUGGCUCUACGUUUCCACGACUUGCAAAGUGACGUCGCUGUGGUCACUCCUCCUCCUGAGUGCACUUUCUUGCAAUCUCGCCUUUGCCACCUCUGCGGCGCCUGAGGUAACAGUCACGACUCCAACGCGCACAGACCAGGACGCCAAAGGUUCCCUCGGCUUGGUUGUUACUGCAGAGCCCUCUACAACGCAGUCUCAUCCUACGGGACAAAAUGGGGGUACUUUGCCGUCUACAACCACCAAAGGAAGCACGCCCUACCGCAAAAGCGAAUACACUAUUAACGAAAAGGGUUACCGAGCUGUUAGUCCAACGGGAACAAGCAUCACAGAGGUGCCAGCUGCGCCAAGUUCGUCACCAUCUUACACAACAAGAGCCACCCAAGAGGAAGUAAAGGCGACUACUUCAGCGACUCGCUGGAACGCUAGGCAACCCAAGCAUACGGGCACCGCAGCUCUGAGACCAUCCCAGAACAGCAAAGUGUUUUUCGAUUCCAAAGUACCCAAGAGGAAAUCUGGUAGUGGCUAUGAAAUCCCACGAGCAUCGUCGAUUCCAAGGGGAGCAGAAAUUCAGCGGAAGACGACAGCUAGACCUGUGCAGUCAAGAACAAGGGCACCGAAACUGUACGCGAAAUUUACAUCCACGGAGCCGACGCUUCCGUUGACUCUAGUACAGAAGAAGAACGGGGAGCCUCAGCCAAGGUCUCCUCUUGCCCCGACGAACCGUUUUCGACAGAGGCCCCUGAGUAGGACGCCAAAGACGACGAAGGUGACCUACAACGAGAAGCCCGCGACGACGACAGUAGAAACGCACGAGUAUUCAAAGAAAACCGCGAACGCUCAAGAGAUUCAAACAACCGGAACGGCGAAUGUUCAAACAAAAGUAGCCCCAGCACCUUACCACGAUGAAGACAACGGAUAUGGAAGUUACAAGCCCCAUUUAGGAAGAGUACCUCAGAGGCAAACGCUGAAGACGCAAGCCACCAAUCCCCAAGAGCAGCACACGAGAACUGAUUAUACACAACCAAAGCCUCCAGGAAAGGUGCCGGAGAAAACGCAGGGCCAGACAUAUAAGUUUAAGACACCUCAUUCUAGUCGGUACAUGUAUUUUGGCAAACAAGCUGGAGCUGCACCGGCGUUGCAUACACCGCAUCCAACAGUGCAAACGUUCACAACUGAGCACGUCACUGCCGUGCCCGUGGUGAAAACAGCAAAAUACGUACCUGUAAUCCACACGGGCCACCAGGCUUCCGUGCAGGAUAGUUCUGCCUCACAAAACGUAAAUAGCAAUAGCGACAAGUCACACGACAGCGCGUACAGGAUACAAGGAAACCCACAGCAGGGUUCCGUUGACAGUGGCUCAACAGAUGGAGCAGCGUACAAGGCCUCGUACGGCACUAACUACAAGCAUACAGUCCAUCAGCCGACUGGACUAGUGCAAACCGGCCAGCAGGAAACAUAUGCCCCUGCAACGACUCUGGGGAAAGGGUAUAGCUCGCAGAUAAGUCACGAACAGCAGCAAUAUUCCCACCAGAUCCCGUCAAGUCAUACUCAACAUGUGCAACAGUCUCACGUUGUCUAUCACCAAGCUAACACUCUGCCGCCAACGCAAACGACUUCGGCUACACCUUUACAGAAGGUCACGCAAACUAGUUACUCCCAACCACUCCAGCCGCCUCAAAGACCUUUCACGGCUACACCUAGCCCGAGUGUGUACGCAACACCGACUGGUCCUCUGCAACACUUGCAAGUCACACGGGGACACCUGAACGCUCAUCAAGUGGCCGUGCCCGUCGUGCACGGUGGAAACGCGGUUCCGGUUCUUCAAGCACCAUUUCCUUUGCCUCAUGGAGGCCAAAUAGCUCACGACGGACGGGCCCUGCUUGUUGAAAUCAACAAUGGGUACCGCGGGACACCACAACAAGGGCAGUUGCUCAACCAUCCAGUACACCCUGCUGGACAGCCCCAGCUGUUCCAACAAGUCAGGCAGCAGGGCCCGUUCGUUCAACAGUACGUUGGGCAUCCAGGAUUCCAGCAUCUCCAAAACGUUCGACAGAAUCAAGGUUUCCGUGUUCCAGUCAUGGCAUUCUCGCCUCCGAGGCACGUGGCCCCCCAGCAGCCUUCCGUGCUCUCAAACCUUGGCCAGUCCCUGCCCCAAGUACAACAGCCGUUCCUUUUCGGGGGGCCAACAGUUCAGCAGCAGCAGCAGCAGCCGUUGCGACAACAGCAGAACCAAUUUUUCAUUCCAGAAAACGGAGUGUUCCAGAAAAUCCUUACACAAGGACCUGUGCCACUUGAACUUAAAGUACAACCACUGUACGGCUCUAACCAGCCAGAAGCUAAAGAGCAGCUGAAGGUGGGACAAACAGCGAAGAACUUUUUGUCCACGGCGAAUCAGGCUACAGGUAAUCAACAGCAAGCUGUGACACAGGGGGCCAACCAAGAACAAAUAGCUGCCGUAAACAUGCUCGUUGAUGCUGCGAAGAAGGCCCUGCUGUCGGCUGGGAACUUCCCGAAUCAAGAUGUGUUCUUCGUGGAUGCUACGCAGAACGGUCAGCUCCCCCCUAACGUUCUGCAAGCCGUGCAGCAGGCGACUGGCGGAGGAGUAAACGUGGUUGCUUUGAAGAACGCUUUCUCUGGACAGAAAAAUCUGCAACCUGGACCAGUUCCGACGAACGUCAAAGUCAGCGACAAACUGAACGUUCAACUCUCCGGGUUGGUGGUUCCGCAUCACGAAGCAGUCGGCAAGCAUGUCCACAGUGGCCACGAAGGAAAGCUGAAUUUCAACGAGCCGUUGAACCUGCAUAUUCCAAUCGGAGAGUUGCCUCCGCGCCCAGCAGUGAAUGUUCGCAUCAAGGGUCCUGACGGAAGGAUUUCACAAGUGCUGGUACCAUUGCACGAUGCCACCAAGCACCAGUCAAACCCGAGCAACGCGUACCAGAAACACUCGACAUUCCAGGCCAGUCCUUUCCAAGGCAGCCGUGGCUUCCACGACAUCCCUGCUCCCAACCUCAGCUUCAAGGAUGGGCCGCAGCUAGGAAGUUCGUCAAACCAAAUUUCCAUCGGUGGUGUGCCUCUGCAAGGCUUCCAAGGUCAAGAAGGGAACGUUAGACUUAUCGAAGGCAUGCAGUUGGCAGAAUUGCCUUUUCUGAACCAAGAUGCUCUCGCUGGUGCUGAAAUCAUCCAUCUCAAGGCUUCCUGAGCCGUCCUCCGACACACCGAAAGACAGACCUGUUGAACGGGACUCGCGUAACUCUUCCAGGGAUCGAAGGCACAUCACGUGACAUAUAGCAAGAGCCUGUGAUAUACAGCGUUUCGUUUCAGCAUGGGACCGGGUGGUUUCAGGAGGGCCUGCGAAUUAUUCGGGGAAUGUAAGACAUCCAGUGAACAUGGACAUGCCAUCGAAUAACAUCGCGGUGCCGCGCUUCCAUUUUGGCACCUUAUCAGCGUUUCAGUUAGUACAGGGUUCCUAUCCAUCUUAUAUACCAGUGUAUCGUGCGGUGGCGUGUUCCAAAUUGUCUUCUCCGCACGUUACUCCAACUGCUCAUGAAAGCUGAUUAGGGUUUUCUUUUGGUAUAGGGGUCACGUGGUGACGUGCUAGCCUGGAGAUAUAUGCCUAUGACGAACCUCUUUCAUAAUUGCCUAUUCGCAUGCGGCCUUGAAGGCGCCACGGAACAUUGUCUGUGCGCCCGACAGGUGGCGCUCUACACACCGAUUCAGGCGGAACACCUCUCUCCGGGUAGGACGUGACAUCUCGGCGGCCCGGAUAGGGCAGUCCAAGACUGCUAGGUGAUAGACACGUGAGCUUGUUUCGGCGCGCAGCAAGAGUGGUUCGGUGAAGAGCCGCUAAGCUGCGACGCGAUUAGGAAAGGGGUCCAUUAUAUUUGCUCGCCCUUGAUAAGAUGGAAUACAUUUUUUUAUUCCUUCAAGCUCACGAAAGCAUGGAGAACGUUAAAGUGGGAUACGGUGUCAGUGGCUCGUGUUCUAAUUACGCCGGUACCUGAAGCAUGAGACCACAGAACUUGUACCCUGUGUAACAGCGUUCCUUCGAUUUCGAACAUGCGACUGGAAAGUCGUCGAAUCUUUCACUGUUCUGUCAUGCCGGCAAGGGUGCAUUGUGUGAAAUUCAGGGAAAAGACGGGUCUUGUACGCAACAAAUUCAUUCAUUCAUUCUGCUGUUCGGCAAAGCAUGGGUGUCAUUGGAAUCGUCCAGUGACGCCGUCAGUGUACAUAGCGAUACUAUGGAGGUCACCACGAGCGUAUCCACUUUUAACAGAACGAAAAUACUGGGAAUAAUUUCGUAACGUUACGCUGUGCCAUAGCAUAUUCUACGUUUCACCCCAAGGCGACGGAAGUACCCACAUUCGCCGUUCGAGACAUCUCAAAGCAUAGGUUAGUGAUGCGCCCAGAUAGCGCGCUAUAAUAACGGGUCCAUAUAAAACCGCAAAGGCACAUCCACAAACAGCGCAGUGUGAACAGUGAAAAAUGUUAACUGUGGUCGCCGGUGGUAAUGUACCAUUUGAUCAGUGAUGAAUUUCCCUUUUUUCCUUUAGCGCGAACU